UACAUUCAUCCAACUGGUGCAUUUUCGUGUUAUUGUUAUUGUUUGUUAACUUAGUCAAACUAUUUGUUUACUUAUUUUGUUGUUAACAACAUUUUAUGGUUAUUACUUUUGCAAUUUAAAAAGUCUUGGUUUUGGAAACUUGAUGAAAAUGAAGUAGGUAACUUAGGCCUAGGCUGGUAAUUUCGAUAGGAAUCUGAAACCAUAGCCUGAACAUUCAUCAUCCUUGGGUACCUUAAUAAUUAUGAUAUCGAGCCAUUCCACGCGAAAGGACAUACUAAACAUGAUGUGUAGGAUAUGUGCUCGGGAAGACUGCAAUUCCAUUGACAUUUUUGGUGUAGAAGGUGUAAAACAAAACCUUGUCAGGAAGAUUCAUGCAUGUCUACCUGUGACUGUCCGGCAAGACGACAACCUUCCAAAACAGAUUUGCCUUACGUGCCUAACAAAACUUGAUACAUGUUGGGCUAUGUACUUGCAGUGUAAGGAGGCACAGACCAAAAUUGAAAAGAAAUUAUAUUCCUUGUCGAGAGAGCGAGACAAAAAUAAUCAGGAAAAUUUAAGCCCCAGUAAUGAAGACGCAUGUUGUGGCGUUUGCGGUCAGGAAGUAGGAGAAGAGGAUUAUGGUGUAGGAUGUGAAGGUGUUUGUAAAAAGUGGUUCCAUACAACAUGUGUACAAAUGACCAUGUUUAAGUACAAUGAGCUGUUGAACAAUCCUAAUAAAUCAUGGCUGUGUCAGGGGUGUAAGACAAAAGCCCCACUGCCAAAAAAAAUAACCCAUGUCAGGCUCAGCGUGGAGGAUAGAUUACGUGAUCUGACUGAGACUUACCCAGUGAAUUUUGGAGAGUCGGCGGUCAUCUGUUUAGCUCCGGACAUUUCGACCCCAACCACCAGUGUCAACAGGGAGGCCCAAGUAGUGCCACAAGCCCCCACAGCGGGGACAAUAGAACCUGUGUUGACACCAGUCACGUAUCUAGCCCCCGCCACAGCCACCCCUACACAGCAAACAGCCCCUGCUGAAGAAAUAUAUCCUCAGGCGUUGAUCCAGGUGCCUCAGAAUCCAGUUAGUGAGCAGCCGAUAGUUUACCAAAACCCCACAGUAGUGGCCCCAGUAGUCGCCCCAGUCGAUACACCAGUUGUUGCUCCCGUUGUCGCUCCAGUACCUGCUCCCCAGUCACUUCCGAGACGGAGAACCGUCGUGCCCAAACCUAUGUCUGUUCAAGCUUCAGCUACACCCCAGCGUGCAGCCCCCACACCGGUGAAGAGACCGAACGAAGAGAAUUUCAAUAAUAUUAAUGGGAAGAAAUUGUGCGUUUAUUGUAAUAAGUAUUUUACUGACGACAUCAUCGACCAUCAUACGAGCUUGCACCUUCGGCAGACAUUCCACACGUGUUUAGACUGCAACAAGAACUUCAGAUCUGAGCAGGCCCUGGAGAGACAUCGUUGUGAGAAUAAUAGUGAAACUAUAAAUCUGGAUGACGACGAUGAAUUGAUCAUUGUUUGAAUUCAGUUUUAAACAUUUGGCCAUUAAAGAGAUUCACUACUUAAGAUAUGUUAAUAUGAAUUAAUGGAGUUGGCAUGAUUUUUUUAUGGUUCACAUCAAAAGGAUAGAAUAUUUUGUUUGUUUAUGGGAAUAAAUACUAAAAAAAAAUACUUGGCCGUCUUAAAAAUUGAUAUAACGUGAGCCUUAUGUGUCAUUUUGUAGGCCAAAUAUUUAGAUAAGAAUAUACAUUUAUCUACUAACUUUUAGUAGAAAUAAAGGCAUCCCCCCCUCUAUUUGAUAAGAAGUUAUGAGCAAUAAUCAUACUUUACUAUUAGAUGAGAUUCAAACUUGUUUUAAAAGUAUAUAGCCUAAUUUAAUUUCCAAAAGUAAUAUGGAUGUAAUUGGGAAAAUAACUAGGCUACUUAAGAAUAUGCAAUACAAAUUUCAACCCAACAUCUCAAGUAAUUUCUGAGAUGUAUCAAUCUUUGUGUUGAAAUAUUCAUGUAAAAGUUAUGCCAGCAAGCUGUGUCACAGACAAAAAUCACUAAUGUGUCCAACACCGUAUUAUUUUCUUUUCUUUUUACAUAUUUAUAGUUACAUACAGUUUUAAAAUUAGUAUUGUAUAUAUUUUUCAUGAAGAAGUUAUUCCAAGAAACAAAAAUGUAUAGUAAAAUAAAAAAAGCUCAGUAGUGAAUCUCUUUACAUUUUCCCUAAAUUUGUAUUGUAUGUAGGCUACGACCACACGAGACGACUUGGCGACAAAGAAUAAAAACAGGUCACGGGUACAAAUGCACUCCCUAAUGUUAACAUACGGCUCCAGCGACAAGUUGCUUUUUCACAUGCUGACUUCUUGCACUGUUUUAAUGUAGGCCUAUAUAUCCUGCCAGUUUUGGUUUGACCAGGGGUAAUGUGUUGUAAAAAAAUUUGCUUUUUUAAUAAUUCAGACAUUUUCAUUGAUGAAAUAAACAAGCUCUAUGAUUCUUAACGAAAUCCUUACCUUACCGCUGUGGUCAUUUAAACCAAAGUAGGUUUUUGGAUCUCCACAACAAUGCGCCUACAUUCUUCUCGGUCUUUGGCUUGCUCGCAAGUUACUCCUGAGGUCUUUUUCCACUUGGUCUUUAUUAGUUUUGUCCAAGUGGUUUCAAAUACUUCUGUACCUUCUUAUUCUUCUGCUUUUGAUUUUGAUGAUAGCUUCAAGUAUGGAUGUUGGUGGAGGUUCCUUAGUUCUUGAUUUCAUCUAAUUCUCCAUUCGCCAUUUUCAUUUACUGGACCAUAUAUUUUUCUUAACACUUUAUUUAACAAAAACUUAACACCUAUAACUUAUUUUCUAUGUUUUUGCUUGGAGCCAAGUUUUCUGUUCUUGGUGUUAAUGUUUAUUGAAAAUAUAACUCCUUGUUGUAAACCUAAAGGAUUAAAUGUCCAAUACAAUGUGAAUGGGAAAUAUCAAGUAUUUUUCAUGAUGUUAUCUUCAAUGUGUCUUUAAGCUCGUCAAAGCUAUGUUUGUCUGAAAAUCCUGAAAAAAAUUUGUGAUUUGAAAAUAAAUCAUCCCUAAAUGUUGUCAGGGAGUGAAAAUUACAUUGGGAAUGCACUCCAAAUCAGCGAUUCCUCUUUCUUUUUGAUGUAAUAAAUAGUUACUCCUUACUCAUUAAAAAAACAAUCACACAGCUAGAAGUAGCUAAAGUGUGGCUUUUCCUGUGGCCAGGCUGUAAAAUAAAUAAAGUCGUUGUGGCCAAGUCGCCAAGUGUGUAGUCGUAGCGUAAGGGGUUGACCAACUGUAUUAGACAUUUGUAGAAAGUUGUAUAAAUGUGUUGUUUUUAUGAAAGUGUAAUCAGUAGGCCUAUUUUUCAAAUCAUACAUAGAAUAAAACCUUUAAUUACUUUCUAAUGUAUUAAAUUCAAUAAAUCCAAGAAAACUAAAACCCUUUGAGGUAAGUUGAUCUCCACUGUUUGGUAUUGUGUUUGGUCAAUGAAUAAAAUGAUAGGAUUAUUUGUACAGGAAAUACUUGAGAAUGUAAUUUAUUACAAUAGACUAUUUAGAGAGUAGAGAAAGUUUUUGAAUAAAUUAAAAAGUUAAUACAGUAGGAACCUCUUUAAUCCGAACUAAUUGGAACAAGGGGAUGUACGGAUUACAGAACAUAUUGUUGUUUUUACAUAACAAUAUGUAAAAUUUAGCUAAAAUGGAUCGUAAUUGUUACGGGAAAAGUGAAAAAUGUUUGAUAAAGUAAAAUACAGUGUUUAUUUAAUACACUCGUAAACAUAGUGAAUAAACAGUACUGUACAUCACAGUAGAAACAAUUACGGUGCGUAUAUCAAUAAAUAAACCCAUUAGACCUAUACAACAAAGAACUACUGUACUGUGUAUAGGGUACAGCAAUGAGGCGUUCCGAUUAGUGGACGUUCGGAUGAAGGGAGUUCGGAUUAAAGAGGUUCUACUCUAGAAGAAACAAAUAGAGGCACUUUAAAUGGUAGACAAGCUUUGAAAUUCCUUUCUAAAAAAAAUUCUGGCCUCUGUGAUCUCGACCACUUGACGACAAGCAGUAGGUUUUAAAUUUUGGCCAACAAAAACCAUAGUACAGUUCGCAUCUCACGACUAGUGUCUGAGGUACAAUUAUUGCAGCACAAUUUACUUAAAUAUUGCAACAAUGGGCGCUAUGAUGGUUGAAAAGUCAGCGAGAAGGCGAACAUGUUUGAACUUGAAAGAGAGCAAUUGCCACACGUCUAGCGGCCUUAGAUAGAAACUUUCCUUACUCUUUGAAUAGCCCUUGUACAUAGAAAUUAAAUAUAUUUUGCUAAUUUCUUUUAUAUGUUUAGGUAUUAGUAAUCCUGAAUAAGAUUUGCUCACUGGUGAUGACGUUGAUGAAGCUUUGAUAGAGCAGGGUUACCUUGCUUAAGAAAAAAGACUUUUAGUACCUUUGUCAUCUCAUAUUUUUUGCAAGAUAUUUUAAAUGCGAAAGUGCUUUUAUUCAGUAUUUGUUUAACAACUAACGUCAAAAAUUUACCGUGUUGUUUAGAGCAUAAAAUGUUCAUCUUUUAAAAUAAUUAAUGUGAUUAAAAUCUGCUACAGUUAUACCAAAUUGAAAAUAUGUAUGUUUUCCUAAAUGAUUUUAAAGAUCUGUGACAAAUAAUUUAUUUCCAUUCAGCCUGUAAAAAAUUGUUUGUUGGGAACUGGAAACAAUGCUGCAGCUUGUUGCUGAAGCUGGCAAAGUGUUCUUUAAGGUUUUUAAAAAAUAUUUAUCUGUGAUCCUAAUGUUAGCAGUAAAAACAUGUUGGAAAGCUGCUCUUCUUUUGCCAAAUCAGUAUUGUCUCUUGUAAACCGUACAUUUUUUAAACGAGUCUAAUUUUAGGAUUCAAUUUUAAUUAUAUAUAUAUUGUACAUUAUCAUGACUGAUGUUAUUUAAAGUGAUAUAAAUAAUGUUAAUGUUACCAAUGUAAAACAGUACUUGU
This is a messenger RNA of Macrosteles quadrilineatus (aster leafhopper), 4920 nucleotides long. RefSeq lists its product as uncharacterized. NCBI's taxonomy places the organism in Eukaryota, Metazoa, Arthropoda, Insecta, Hemiptera, Cicadellidae. Bases 242 to 1498 code for a protein of 418 amino acids. Gene Ontology annotation, cellular component: nucleus. Gene Ontology annotation, molecular function: zinc ion binding. The record is from RefSeq and is a predicted model, not a curated record. The transcript is spliced from 7 exons.